Molecule: messenger RNA, 2008 nt
Organism: Lotus japonicus
Lineage: Eukaryota; Viridiplantae; Streptophyta; Magnoliopsida; Fabales; Fabaceae
Exons: 10
Coding region: 278-1696 (472 amino acids)
Molecular function (GO): hydrolase activity, acting on carbon-nitrogen (but not peptide) bonds
Source: RefSeq, a predicted model, not a curated record
CUUUCCAGACCAGGUAGGGCCCUGCGCCGAUAGCAAACAUUCUUGUGAUAUAAAAAAAAAAUGGAAGAUGAGAUGAGUGGAAUAGAGAGUGUCUGUGUCAGGGUUGUUAAUGGCGGAUAGCGUAGUAUAGCGGCAAGCCCAAAAAACGCUAUUUCGAGCGCUAUUGCGGCACUAUAGCGGUGAAUAGUGGAGUAGCGGUGAACCCCUAGGGCGCUACACUAUAGGCUAUUGCGCCGCUAUAGCGUGCUAUUAACAAGCCUGGUAUGUGUCUGUGAGGAUGGAGAAGAGAGAGGAAGAGAUGACAACGGUGACUGUGAUGCACGGUUGCAUGAUCAUCACCAUGGACAACGAACAACGAGUGUUCAGGGACGGUGGCAUCGUCAUCGAAGGAGAUCAAAUCAAAGCCAUUGGCCAAUCUUCCCUCAUUCUCGCCGAGUUCGCAAGUCUCGCCGCCGAAGUUCUCGACCUCUCCGGCCAUAUCUUGCUUCCUGGGUUGAUUAACACUCAUGUUCAUACUUCUCAACAACUUGCAAGAGGCAUAGCUGAUGAUGUUGACCUAAUCACCUGGUUGCACCACCGCAUUUGGCCUUACGAAUCAAACAUGACUGAAGAGGAUUCUUACCUCUCUACUUUGCUAUGUGGGAUUGAACUCAUUCACUCUGGUGUGACCUGUUUUGCUGAAGCUGGGGGGCAACAUGUUUCUGGGAUGGCUAGAGCCGUCGACUUACUCGGCUUGCGGGCUUGUUUGACAGAGUCAAUUAUGGACUCUGGCCAGGGUUUGCCAUCAUCCUGGGCCGCUCGAACUACUCAGGAUUGUCUUCAGUCUCAGAAGGAGAAUUAUGAGAGAUACAACAAUACAGCUCAAGGGCGCAUCAGAGUCUGGUUUGGGAUCAGGCAAAUCAUGAACUCUACUGAUCGCUUGCUUCUUGACACAAGAGAUGCUGCAAGCCAACUGAAAACAGGAAUUCACAUGCAUGUUGCAGAGAUACCAUAUGAGAACCAACUAGUUAUGGAUGUCCACAAAAUAGAUCAUGGAACUGUUACGUACUUGGAGAAGAUAAAUUUUCUUCAAAACAAUCUGUUAGCUGCUCACUCUGUUUGGGUCGACAAUAGCGAGAUAUCUCUUCUUUCAAGGGCAGGGGUCAAAGUGUCUCACUGUCCUGCUGCUGCAAUGCGAAUGCUUGGAUUUGCACCUGUAAGGGAGAUGCUUGAUGCUGGCAUCUGUGUCUCCUUGGGUACUGAUGGGGCCCCAUCAAACAAUCGCAUGAGCAUCGUUGAUGAAAUGUACCUAGCUUCUCUAAUUAACAAAGGACGGGAAGUUUAUGCUAAUGGAACUACAGAUCCAACAGCAUUGCCAGCCGAAACUAUUCUUAGAAUGGUUACAGUUAAUGGUGCAAAGUCGGUAUUGUGGGAUGAUGAGCUAGGUUCUCUUGAGGUUGGGAAAAAGGCUGACAUUGUUGUGGUCAAUCCUUCAACUUGGACUAUGGUUCCUGUUCAUGACUGCAUUUCCAGCAUUGUGUAUUGUAUGCGAACAGAAAAUGUGGAUUCUGUCAUGUGCAAUGGCCUAUGGAUAAUGAAGAACAAGAAGAUUACAUGUGUGGACGAGGAACAAAUUAUUUUGAAGGCAAAACAGGCUUCUGUUGAACUUCUGAAGAGGGCAGGCAUAAAAUUACCAUCUAGAAUGAACAUAAUUUGAUUGUGGUUUCGCAAAUAUUGUCUAUUGUAAGUGUUUGAUGUAAUACAAGUAGCAAUAUAUAGCCACGUCUAAUGAACUUGCAAACACUGUUGUUGCAAACUGAGUGUCUUGAGGGAAAGAUUUCAACAAGUGAGGAAAGGUAGAGGCUUUUCUUACACGUGGGCGGAUCUAAGUACAAUUAUGCAUAGGUACAAGAGAGAUUCUAUUGUAUGAUAUUACAGUCCAGAGAUUAUGGGUAUGGCAUGUGGUGUAAUUGGGCUAGGCUUUCUCAUUGUUUCUCUCAGCAUCUAUUUAGUUUCCCUCCUUGUAUAA